Symbiodinium sp. CCMP2456 is the source of this 5610-nucleotide messenger RNA. Lineage: Eukaryota; Dinophyceae; Suessiales; Symbiodiniaceae. The record is from the annotation of a GenBank genome assembly.
AUGGAGGAGCUCGUUGCCUUGAUCGACGACACCCUCAUCCUGCACGGCCGCGUUGUCGAGACUCAGAUUUCGACCGAGAUCGACACCAACGAAGUCUUUGUGGCCUUGACCGAGGAUGCCCGGAGGAUCAGGCAUCGGAAGCUCAAUUCGGGCGACAUGACUGCCAAUUUGCAGAUCAACAUCCCCCAAGAUGGCUAUGGCCAGGGCUAUGGCUAUGGGAUGCAGAACAUGCAGAUGUACGGCAACCAGGGCUACGGCGGGCAAUGCUAUGGCAACAUGGGCGGCUGCUGCGGCAACAUGGGCGGUUGCUGCGGCAACAACUGUGGCUGCGGAUACAACAACAUGGGCGGAAAGAUGGACCGUGCCAUCGUCUUGGAGAUGGUGGCGUCCCUGGAGCGAGCGCGUGAAACACGGACCUUGACGGAGAGCUUUGUCGCUGAGUUCCGGAAGACUGAAAAGGAGCGCGAAGACGCCAGUCAUUGGGAUCGGCUCUACUUGUCCUUCCACACGACCCGGGGGUUCUCCUUGCUGAUCGGCGGAACGUGCAGGUCAUGGCUGGUCAGCUGCGGUUGGGUGAAGGACGAUGCCAGCCCCAAGCGCCGCAGAGCUGAGGGCGAAGGGGCGACGCGUGGGGCGAUCAAGAAGAAGAACAAACUCAGCUCUGAUUCCUUUAACUGGGAAGCCUUCAAGCAGCUGCUCGGCGAGCACAAGGACCAGAUCGUUAAGGAGACGAGGGAGCAAGCCCAUGACAUGGUCAAAGCGCUGGACCGCAAGGUGGAGACCAAGCUCUCCGCGGUGGGGGACCAGAUGCAGGCAAUGAACGAGCGGCUCCGGGGAGUCGAGGAGAAGCUAACCCGCCUGGAGGACGGGCGGAGAGGGGGCACUUCAGGUGACAUGGAUGAGCGACGACGGAACACACUUGUGCUGGGAGGAUGGAACAUGGACACCCCCCGGGGAACGAUCUUGGCAGAAGUGGAAGAGGCCUUGGAGAAGCUAGGCUUGGCAAAGUUUACGGAUUCGCGGCCUUUUACGACAGGCCCAAGGCGCAGUGUGGCUUUGCUCAAUUUCGACUUGCGCCCUGGCGAAGCUGAUGCUGAUAGGCGUCGGCGGAUGCACGAGAUCGUUUCGGGGGUCGCAGAAGCCAAGCCCUUCACUUCGCACAAGAGAAGGCUAUGGGCGAGCUACUCAAAAAGCAAGACGGAACGGGAGAUUGCCUCACAUUGUUCGUGGCUCAAGAGGACGCUGGCAAGCUUUAACCGGGAGCUCCUCAACCACGUCGACGCGGAGUACGGGACAGGGACGGUGUGGCUUGGGGACUCGGUGGUUGCUAGUGCCACCAGAACGCUCCCGGAAAACACUUCGGAAGACGGGGUUCUUUGGGACGAUAACAAACCGGGGAGGAGACCGUGGAUCUGGAUCGAGGGCAUUGCCAAGUUCAGUGGGAUCACGGCGGUGGGAAUUCAAGAGGCGAGGGAGGCAUCAACGAAGAACGCUGAGGCUGAUCUGGCUAAUGCAUCGACACAUUUUGCCCGGGGCAAGGUGAACAAACCAUGCCGGCAGGGCCAGCUACCUUUGUUACAGGCGGCGACCUUUCCCUUUGUCAGUUGGAAUCUUGGGGGAGCAUCGGUUACUGACUACCCCAGGGUUGUGACGGAUGUCAUGAAGAAGUUGCCAUCGAACGCCUUGCUGUCCUUUCAGGAAAUUCCCAGGGAUCUGUCUGGCUGGCACACCACGUAUCAUGGCAGCUGGACACUCAUCCAGCACAGGGGAGAUGAGGUCUGGCGUGGCACAGGGAUCGCAUACAACACAGCGGCAUGGAAAGUCAUGCGGAAAAAAGCAACGCCGAGAGGGAUUUGGCUGAGGCUGCGAAGCACAGAAGGGUCUGAGGUUUGGAUAGGUCUACCACCGACUACCAUUCCGGUGCUCUUCUCCUGCGACCUCAAUGCUGAGCUCGCUUGGGGAUAUGACGAGGUUAGCCGUAGGGGGCUCCUUGCGAUCCCACCACCGCCCCAUGACUUCGGCACGCCGACGAGCAGGAAGCGAGCACGACGUCACUGGGAGCAGGACAGGCUGGACAAGGCAACAGCGGGGGACUGGGGAUUGAUCCGGCAACUGCGCCCUACUAAGAACCAGGGAUGGGACAUCAGCUUUGCGGAGGCACAAGAUGGCAGAGACCCGCAUGAGGCAAUUCAUGCACACCUGCAGGGGAUUUACACAACAGGGUUAGUCCUCCCACCUGCGACCCCAUGGGAAGGCGGGAUUGAGCCCUUUACGGCUGACGAGCUCACCUGGGCACUCGGCAAAGGGAGAUUCAACAAGGCCGUGGGGGUGGAUGGUACUAGUCACGAACUGCUACAAGGGUUGACUCAACUGCCUGGAGGGUUCAACGCGCUACUCGACUUCUACAACGAGGUUUAUGCGACUGCAGCUAUCCCCAGUGACUGGAAUGCGGCCCUAAUGAUUGUUAUCCCCAAGGAGGUCAUGGGUAUCCAGUUUCGUGUGGGGGCUUCUUGCUCGGAACUUAUAGCUCCGCUCAUUGCCAGAGGUCGAGUAAAGCUAUUGGACAAGAUUGUUGGUGGGACGUCCUUGUGGCAUUAUCCGAAGCUCUCCAACCUCGAGAGGGACAUGGAUCAGGAGAAUGCCCUGGCCGACCCGCCUUACGUGAUUCACCGGAUGAACGCCGAGAUGUUUGACUACGAGGACUCGCCGGAGUCACACCCCGAGGACGAAAAGACAACCCUUAUGCAGCAAGUGCCCCUACAAGAUUGGUACCUCCUACUUGCAGAUCUGCAACGUGGCCUGGAGGCACUCCCCAAAGCCGAGCGCGCUGUAGCUAUCCUGCAGCUGCUGAGGUGGCUGGACUACACUGCCACCAACAAACGGCAAGGAUAUAUGCUUGGGCAUAUGCAAGGUAAGCCGGGGGACGCCACAGCCCUGCUGGUGGCGGCGCUGGAGGACACGGGCAUCCAACCGGAGGGUGAGGCCCACCAAUGGUGCUCGCCGUGGGUGCUGGAGAUGAGAGUGAGACUUCGAGCGCACAUACCACGGCAUGCAGGGUCGGAUGACAGUUGGGGGGAGCCAAUGCAGAUGGGCAUGCCGUGCAUUAUGCUGUUCAACAAGCCCCUGCCCUCGAACACACCGCCAACCACGCCAGACGCCGAACAAGCUGCCAUUGAGGUGCCGAGCGACGGAGAGACCAAGAAAAACAAGAGAAGAUGCAUCCUGGUGGAGCUCAGUUCGGGCUCCUCGGAUUUACCUAGGGUUGCCAGGCAGAUCAGGGUCCCACUGCACGAGGGACGUGCGGAGCUACAUAUGGCAAUGCAGGUUGAGGAUGACGUGGAUAGCGAGGCCAGCACCAAGCCGGUUGAGGGACCGGCUACUGCACCGCUGGGAGGCAGCACCGGCACGACCAGUUUCUGUCUACCGGAGCCAGCACCAGGCACGUUGGCAGAGGCCGGUUUGUCCAUGACCGACCUCCUCAGCCUGUGGGGAAGAUGGAGAACUGGGAGCAUGGGGGUGAACGAUGUGAAGCGAAUCCAUGGCCAAGUUGCGGCGGAGUUUGUGCAAGAACAAUGGGUCAACCUGCCGGCAGAGGCCCUGGAGCUCCCCUCCAUCUACCCGGACCACCCCUUGAACGACCUGAUGAUGCUUCCGAAUCACCCCGAAGUGACGGACAACGAUCAUGCCCUGGAGGCUGAGGGCUCCGCGGUGGUUACGGCGGACACAGAGGUGGAAGUGCUGGAGAACCAAGGGACAACACCGGCGGCUGGAGACACGGGCCCUUUCAUGGAGCAGUCUCAUACUGAGGAGGAAACGGUUCUCUUUGCGCUCUUCCUCCGUCUGCUGCCGAUGGUGCCAAAGGUAACGGCACCAGAAAGCCCUGUGGUUUGCGAGCCAUCGCCGCUUCAACUGGCGAGGGACUGGGUGGCAUGGCUGCGCCGAGCGGGAGUCUCAAACCUGCUGCUGACCACCGCGCUUCUGGCUCAAGCAGAGCGGAGACGAAGUCUGGACUACAUCCAGGACUGGGAGACCAUCCUCAUGGAGUUGCACCUGACGCCGGAGGCGGACAUGGACAGGGUCGCGGAAGUACCAGAACAGGAGGUCAUGAAUGCCAGGGCCCAAGCUACGAUGUCGCUGGAGGACCGAGGGAGGUGGGCGAAUCGAGCGAGCAGACGCGACUUCAACCUCGACCUCUCUGAUGGCUUGACGGUGGGACAAGACGGUGCUGAAGCACAUCACCCAACGACCGCCCGGACCAGCCAGGACGGCGAAGACGCCUUCUCUUUGAUGGAAAGAACGCGCCGCAGAAUGUCAAGCAGAGACCGGGAGGAGAGUGAAGAAGACCGACCGAGGAGGCCAAGGGAGGGAAGACCGAACACCCGCGGCUCGGGGUCAGGGUUGGACAGGUCACGGACCACGAGAGGGGAGAGGUGCACCACGGAAGUGCGCAGAUUGGAGCCGAGGCGACCGACACCGAGACCCAGGCCGACCCCGACGCGAGCAACAGUGCCUACUAUGUCGUUGGAUGCCGCCACGGCCCAGUGGCUGCAUUUUCUCGGCUUGCGCCGGGGCCCGGAUUCCCAGUCCCUGCAGCCGGCACUCCCGAACACGGCGGAGCAGCUCCAGUGGAUUGAUGGGCUCCACGAGCAGGACAUGCCGACUGUUAUGGGAGGUCUGCUGCGGGUGCUAGCCAUGCUAAUGGUGGAGUGCAGUCAGCUUUUGAUGACGAGGCAGGCCAGCUUCAUGGUUGCGGUCCCGGUCGAUGAUGAAGAGGAUGACGACGUGCUCUACAUGCAGCAGUCCCAACUCUGGAAACGACGCAAGCCGGACGAGCCAACGGACGCGCAGCUGCAGGAGGAACACUAUGAGGCGGCAGUGAACAGGCGACAGCAAGCGGAGCGUGACCGCCAACAGGAGGACCACGAAAGAGAGGAAGAAGCCUGGAACGUGCAAGAGGAAGCCCACGCUGCUCAACUAUGGCAAGAGCUGCAGGCGAGUAACUAUCGAGACUGGGAACAGUGGGAGGUACUGAACCAGCCGGCAGCAGCACCGAGGAGGCAGCGAAUCCGGCUCACGGCCACAUCUGGAGCAGGAGUGCAAGCACCCGGGUCGUCGACAGAUGUGGGGGUGGUGGAAGCGGCUGCAGAGUGCGUAGUACCCCGACUACGUGGAGGGAGAUUGGUGCUCAGGAUCGAGAUGGAGGAGGUUGGACUGCCAAGGCUGCCGGAGACAAAUGAAGGAGAACCGACAGCUCCCGACGCGCAACAGACGGCCGACACCCAGCUCUCCGCGGAGUCGGGGCAUGAGGUACAGGCGACGGAGGAGCUGAUGGAGGCAAAGUAUCGUGCAUGGUUGAAGGGGGAGAUCAAAGAUGCGGAGGUGCUCGUGCUUCUGGGUCAGGAUGCUUUGACCAGCUUUCUGGCGCAAUGGAUGGUGGACAACGAUGGGGACGCAAUGGAGGAGGACAGCCAACAAGAAACCUUGGGGAUGCAAGAAAGGGAUCGACGGGGGCAAGGGCGCUAUGGGAACGAAAUGGAGGAGGACAACCACCAAGGAACCCUAGGGAUGCAAGAAAGGGAUCGACAGGGGCAAGGGCGCUAUGAGAAGUGA